CUAACGAUUUUAUCCCAGUGACAGCUCUUGAAACCUGUUCUUUGCUUUGAACUCGAAUGCAUCUAUAUAUACUGGUUAAAUCAUGAAUCAUGAAAAUACCCCAAAAUAUGAAGAUCAAUGGGCAAACUUUAUACAGUCAUUAGACGUUGACCCUGAUAAAGCCAAGGGUAUUGAACAGCUGCCCGAUGAUCAGAAACGUCAAUUAUUGGAAAAUUAUGCUGUAAAAAAUCCAAAGUUUUCCGCUUUUCAUUAUGUUAGCCUGAUUAAAGGCUUGCGUGUCGGGCGGUCAACAUUGACAAAGAAUCCACGUAAAGGUGAUGCACAGCAAGCAAAAGAAAUCCUUUUAGCUACAGAAAUAUCAUUGCGAACAAACAAUGUAGCUUGGGUUUAUGAUUUUCUCGAUCAAGAGGGUUUGGAAGCAUUAGUGAAUUAUGUAUCUAGAGUAAUACACAUGGUUAUGAGAACUGAUUUCCGCCCUACCGUGGAUGCCAUUCAGCAACAACGUUCUGCUCUUCUAGGUUCAUUUAGCUCGGAUCAAGCAGUUUCUAUAACUGAUCUGUGCGAUGAUAUUAAUGAAAGUGAUAAAGUUGGAUCUGGUUUAUGGUGCUCUAGUUUAAGGAAAAAAAAACAUGAUCGCAUUUCUUUUUCGCCUGUUCAUGUCCGACACAUAUCUGAUUCAAUCAGGGAUAGUCUUCAUCAAGGUGUCAGAUGCUUUCGUGCAUUACUUAAUAAUCAGCGUGGUUGUUCAAUGGUAUUUGAGCAUCCUCAUGCCGUGAAUGUUAUUGCUCUGUGUCUCCUGCAUCCAAGUUACCAAACAAAAACCUUAGUACUUGAACUUUUAACUGUUGUCUGCUUAAUCACUGGUGGACAUGAACGCGUAUUAAAUGCAUUUGAUAAUUUUAAAAAGGAAGUUGGGGAGUCUACACGUUUUGAAUAUUUAAUACAUUAUUUUUUCACACAUGAAUCUGAAUCUCCCGAUUAUAAUAUGGAUUUUAUGGUAUCGUGUAUGCAGUUUUUCAAUAUAGUUGUACAUUCAACAGAUGAUAUAAUGUUAAGAGUAUAUUUACAAGAAGAAUUUAAACAUCUCGGAUUAGUUAAUUAUUUAUCGAGAAUAUACAAUCAAUCCGGUGAUCGUCUUCUACGUCAAAUAGAAGCAUAUAAUGAUAAUGAAGUGGAUGUUGCAGUGUUAUUAGAAGAUUCACAAAUGCGUGAUGUAUUACAACAAGAGAAAGAACAAGCAGAAUCAGAUCUGAUCAUUUUACAAACUCGUACAGCAACAAUCCAAGCAGAAUAUGAAAAUAAAUUAUUGGAGCUUCAACAAAAAAUACAAGCUUUGGAAAUAAAAAAUCAAGAUUUAGAGAAUCAGCGCACUAAUCAAGAUGGUCAACUGUCUACACUACGUGCUCAACUAUUGGAUAAAGAUAAAAGCACAACAGAACGUGAACGUAAUUUGCAACAACGACUACGUGAGCUAGAAGAUACUUUGAAUACAGUUAAAAAUUCACAGUCGAAAUCACAAAUACAAGUGAAUGGGGUAGUUAGUAACUCUACUGCUGGUGCUAAUGCCUCACCACCACCUCCUGCUCCCCCUCCGCCACCACCCCCUCCUCCCCCGCCACCCCCACCACCAUCUGCAGGUGGUAUACCACCACCACCACCCCCACCGGGAAUGGGUGCAAUGGUACCUGGUGCAGAAGGUGUUUCCAUACGACCGCCCAUACAAACUCGAUACAAAUUACCAUUAGUUAAUUGGGUCCUGUUGAAAAAUCAACAACUUCGUGGUACAAUAUUUGUUGGCAUGAAUGAUGAAGCUGUUUUGGAUGCAUUGGAUACUGAAAGAUUUGAAAAUCUUUUCAAAUUGUCUAAUCAAUCAGUGAAUAACAGUAAUAAAUCGGGUGUAAAUAAUCUGGUAAAUGGAUUAGAUCAGAAAGACAGUCGAAUAAGUAAAAAAGUUGAGAAAAAAUCUUUAAUGGAUUCAAAUAGACAUCGUUGUAUUGGCGUUUUAUUACGUUAUUUGGAAUCUGAAAAAUAUACACCAGAACGUUUAUGGAAUGAUAUUAAUCGUUUAGAACUAGGUCAAGAUGUAACAGAUCGUAUAUAUCAUCAAUUGCCAACAGCUGAUGAAGUGAAAACUUAUUUAAAUUAUGAAUUCACUGAACAACGAUCUAUUGAUGAUUUAACGGAUGAAGAUCGUCUUUUACUACAUUUAUGCAAAGUUGAACGUUUAGGACCUAGAUUAGAAAUUAUUUUAUUCAUGAAUUCAUUUGAAGAUAAUUUGAAUGUAGUGAAUUCGAAAAUUAUUGCUGUAAGAUCCGCUUCGUUAGCACUGAAAAACAGUUGUAAAUUUAGAGCUAUCUUAGAAAUUAUAUUAGCUUUUGGCAAUUAUAUGAAUAGUUCCAGACGUGGUAUUGCCUACGGUUUUCGUUUACAGAGUUUAGAUGCUUUAUCCGACACACGGACUUUGGAUAAAUCGUGGACUCUGCUUCACUUCAUAGUUGAAACAAUUGAAACCCAAUUUCCUGCCCUAGUUAAUUUUGACGAUGAAUUGACUGGUGUUGUAGAAGCUGCAAAGGUUCCAACAGAAGCUUUAACAAAUGAUGUAGCAGCAUUAGUUUCUGGUAUGUCACAAGCUGAUAAAGAGACAAUUAUUUUUGGUUCAUUGAAAACACCACAACGUUUAUCAGAUUUUGUAUUAAAUAAUAAAUCUAAAGUGGAAUCUAUUGAAAAGCAAGCAGAAACUGCACGUAAUAUGUUUGCUAGAACAAUUGAAUGGUUUGGUGAAGCGCAAAUUAAACCUAGUCCAGAACAAUUUUUCAGUUUAAUUGUUCGAUUUAUUAAGAAUUUCAAGAAUGCAAUAGUCGACAACGAAGCACGACGUCGUGUUGAAGCCCUUCAAAGUUUAAAUUCUGUAACCGGUGAUGAUAAUGGGCCAUUAUCAUCAAUCAAUCAAAUUUCAAUCAACCAUAUUCCAAAAAGACCAAAAGAUGAUGUUCCUGUAUCGGAGUUACAGGUUUGUUUGAAUUCUGCCUAUUGAACCUAUGCAUGCAUAUUUAUUUUAAUAAUAGUUAAUGAUGAAUAUCAUUACAUAAAUGAUUACAAUUGUAAUUUUUAAUUCUGUUAUCAUAAUUUGGCCUAUUUUUCACAUCAGCAUCACCACUUCCACUGACUGAUUCAUUCUUCUAUUUAAAACAAACAGAACAAGUCGUAAUUUCAAAAUAAAAUCAUUUUGCUCAAUUGUAAUGUAAACAUUAUUAUUGUAUCCAAUAGUUCUAGUCUAAAUGUUUUUCGGUGCAUUUGUGUUAUAUAUUUAGUUUUGUUUUAUUUUGAUGUGUUUAACUGGUGGAUUGUUAAUAUUGAAUUCUUUUUUUAAUAAAAAAAGACAUUUUAAAUGCGUAUUAGUGUUGGUGUAUUUUUCUACAAGGUGUGUACUGAUUAGUUAAUAGUGACCAGUAAUAAUGCCUUUAUCAUGUAUCUAUAUACAAGAUAUACUUCUAAUCUGUUCAAUGAUAUUCUAGAUAAUGUUAAUCUUUCCUUUUUUUGUAAACCAUUUUAAGUAACUCAAUCAAUUUUAAAUGGUUUAAAUUACUUUGUUGUGGAUAUUUUAACUGAAAUUUGAUUAGUUCUGGUUGGCAUAUAUGUGUAUCUUGUGUGGAUUGCUUCGAUAUAGCCAUUAUGACACAAGUUAACAUUGAAUAGAUAAAAUGUGGCUUAGCAAGGCUAAUCAAAUUUCAGUAAAAAUAUCGAUAGCAGAAUAAUCUAAACCAUUCCUAAUUUCACAGAUUAAUGGUUUUCUAGACUCAGUAGCUAAGUCGAACACUCGACAACAUUUGAAGCGAACACUACCAAAUUCAAGCUUCGGAGUGAACAAUAACUUUGGGAUCCAAGUACACCCGGCUGGCAAGCCUGAAAUAAAACGAAAUGCGCGUCCUGUAUUCCACUACCAGCUACAUUCCAUCUAUUCUACAUCAUUUAAAAUAAUGUUUGAGUAAGGAUUAUAUUUCUACUGUUGUCGAGUGCUUGAAGCUCACUACACUAGGUUGGAGUUCCAAUGUUGGGCAUCAGCACUGACAUCCACGUGCAUCCUUUUGAUAGGUCUAAAAUAGGCUGAUAUUUAACCAUAAUCAAUUUUAAAUUAGUUUUAUUUAUGUCAGUCCAACUUACACGAGUAUUCUUAUCCAAGCUUCCCACGACAUUUACGUCAGUAAAGAUGAUGGACCCUAACAUUUAAUAUAAACUGACGGUGUUUUCCUGUUUACUUUUAUUUUCAAAUUCACACAUUUUUUAAUAGAAUCUAUUGUUUGUAUAAAUAAAUAGACACGAACCUAUAUAAAAAUUAUAAUGGUUUAAAUUUCGAUGUUGUAACACGUCCCUGAAUUUUUUUAAUAGGUAAACUGCUACGUUUAUUGUGAAAUGGGAAAUAAUGUUAGUGGUAAAGUCUUUCAUAAAUGUCAAAAUCACGUUCCGCUUAUUUAUCCAGUAAUUGAGAUUCAAAUAAUCUGAAGCAGUAAACAAAAUGUAGGGGCUGAUACUAAUAAUAGUAAUAAUAUCAUAGAAGUUUCCAUUGUAUCUUCUCUCUACUGAUAUUGACAUUCUAAAUAUUUUACGGAAAAACCAUUGCAAUGUUGCCAUUUAUACUUUGUAAUUCUUUAGAGAAAAAAGCUUUUAACUAGUAUAUUACUGCAACUUUUGUCUAAUUUCAGAGAAACAAAUUUAAUCUCUUUUAAAGUUAUCUAAAUUUACUAACGAGGUAAUUUUGUGUACUACUAAUUUAGCUCUCCAAUUCUUCAUUGCAUCAUCCUUCUUUUGUUAUUGUUUUCGGUGAAUUAAAUACUGUGCGUUGAAUAACUUUCCAUAUAAAUGAUCAGAAAUUUACUGUAAUCUAAACUAGUUAGUCGAGCAGUAAUUGUCGUAUAGUUGAAUUCACAAAAUAUACAUAUUGAUUACUAUAAACAGAUAACUUUUUAAAUUGUUCCAUAUCACUCUUAAUUAUGAAUUGUAAAUAUGUGUCUGCCAUUUGUUUGUUGGAUCGCAUCAUUUGAAUUCGUGUUCUGCUUAACUACUGUUGUCUCUGUGUAUUAUGUUUACUGUUUUGUGUCAUCUCAAUUUGAUCAUACGCAGAUGUCUUUUUCUGUUAACGCGUCAGCUGUAGACUCAUGUGGUUGUCUCUCAGUCAUACUAGAAGUGUGUGAGUUAGUGGUACUACUCCUAGUCACUAAACUGAAGUAGGUGUAGCAGGGUUCAAACGUAUGAUUUCGUGUCUGAAAGUCAAACAUCCUAACCACUAAGUCACUGUUUAUUUGAAAUAUUCUUAUUGAGUGCUGUCAGAUUACCUGUUUAAGUCCGCGUGAUUACCUUAACCAAUGGUUACAGACUUUGGAUGACAUGGCAACGAAUUGUUCUCAGUGGCGCAGAUCCAUUCACACUGUGCUUUCUCUUAAAUCCUGAACCCCAUAUUUCUUCAUAACUUUUCCACUACUAACGAUACUGUCAAUACUUCUGCUUCUUUGGAUUUGCCUUAGUAAUGUUGUUGUGGUAAUGUCAUGUAGCGACCUGGGUCGACGCACAUAUAUGCCACGUUCUACAUUAUAUUUAACUGACUGAUACAAAGUGCUUGUGUUGGCGACUUACCCAAAACUGUCUUGGAUAAACUCAAAGAAUAUCCUAGAAAGUGCGUGAAAUGUUUCUUCAUAUUGUGUUUUACAGUCAGGAAAACUUCGUUGUUCUUCGCUUAGUUGGUUAUUGAACAUUUUUAACUUUUUGUAAUUUUCAUGCUUUCUAUAUCAUGGACUGAUCAACGUUAGACCACCAUUGAAAACCUAGAAGCAUUGGAUAAUUGUUUCAAUCUAGUAGGGUACUCCUCAACAGUGCUCAUCCACGACACCACAUUCAGGAAUCGUACCCAACACCUUGAGUAUCACGCGCGAACACAGCCUCUAGAAUACUGAGCUGCGAUUGAAUGAUGUAUAUAUAUACCUUUAACCAAUUAACGAUAUUUUUCCACCAUCUCUUGACUGUGAUGUAUAACUAUUUCAUAACUGACUUGAUUGUGCUGUACUGAUCACUGCUUCCCUUUGUAAUCUGUAAACUUUUUUUGCCAAUAAAGAUAAAUCAAUAAUUGUAAAAUAGUUUUCAAGUGCUAUUAGGUGUUUCGCAAAUAUUUUCAGUGUUGUAUUUCAUAUUUUCAAUUUUUUAAACGGUCCACUGGGUGGUUGAAAAUCAUCAAUAAUUUGUCGAUUAUGUUCUUGUAUUUUACCUAUAAUAAUUUCAUUAAUGUUUUUGUAUUCUUCACAAUGGAGCGUUUUUCCGUCUUUUUUUACAAAGACUACUUAUUACUCAAACUAUUUUUCUCUUUUGGUAACAGAACAAUCUUUAAUUUUCGGGAUCAUUUAAUGGUAGAUUACACGGUGAUCAGAUUAUAUUGACUAACUUGAAGGUAAUUGUUUCUACAACUAUUACUAUCGAUCUGAUAUCGAUAAAACCACUGCUGACAAUGUAGCAAAGUGGGGUUUUUUAUAAACAAUAUUACUUAUUUAAUGAGUGAGGUUGAUUAUUCUAGGCCAAACUUUACUAAGUAACUUGUUUAUGUUUCGUUCUGUUCAUGCACAUAAAAUGACUAUGGGGCUUAUUUCAAUUAUGGAAGCUUAAUUUCUACACUCAGUGUACCUAAAUGGUAACGUAUUUGAAAGUGACACUAGUCGUAAUCAUCACUUCUCUCUAAUUAAUAGGCAUGCCUAUACUCCGAUAUGUUAAAACUAUUAUACGUCAGUAUAUCAAUCGAAUACUUCCAGUACUGUGUUAUUUGUUCACUGUUUCGGUUUUUAUGGUGAACUUUUUUGGAUUUCCCCUCUUUAUGUUUAUCCUUUUCAGUAUAAUCUGUUCUAGACAGUUCUGUAUGAUAUUUUCGUACUUUUGCAAAAAUCUAUAUAUUUGACACCAACUUACUAUACUAUGUGUAACUGAUGUUUUUUUAUUACGGUUACUUGAUUUGCACAAGACCACACAUAACUUUGUAUUCAAAUGUGUAAGAAUAUUGAUUCAACUGUGUUGUGAAAUUUAGUUGAGAGGAUUACUAUAUCCAUUUGUUUAAGAGCGAAUUUGGUUAAUCGUUGUAUGCUUUUCACUUCUAGUUUUCUUUACAUCACAAAAACAUACUUACCCUACCUGUGUCAACGUUUUUUAGAAUUUCGUUUCAGCUACUCGUUUUGUAAAUCAGUUAUUCUUCCUAUCAAAACACCUCUAGGCUUGACUGUAUAUUUUAUUUGAAUAUAGAUUAAAUGUACUGCAUAAUAGUGAUCUUUCAAGGACAUAUAUGUAUACACUGUUAUCAAUUAAAUAUAAGCCAUAGUGUUAGAUCAAUUGCAAGCACAACUCUGUUGAUGUAUAUCAUGUUGUACGAGUACUGAAGUUACUGUUAAUUUCCCUACACCAAGUCAUUCUCAGUUCAUUCAACCAUAAAACUCCAUAUUCGAAGGCUAAAAGCUCCUAACUAACUAGCAUUUCCUUUCUUUAUUGUUUUACAUUAAACAUUACCAAGUAUUUCCUUAGACUAAAUUUGGUAAAUAAUAAGUGAGACUACCAGUGAUCCCAACCGUAGCAGUGUUUCUACUCCACCCAGUUACAUUGCUUAAUUCUAGUUAAUACGGCUUAUUAUGAAAAGUCUAAUACACUUCAUACAAUCCAGUGUUAUAUUUUCACCAAAUUUACUUAUGACAACAUAGAAUAAUCCACAUGAAUACUUAUUUUACACAUCUUAUCGACCUGUUUUACUGUUUAACGAAUUUCAGUUUAUUGUGCAAUGCAAUUUCAAUUCAUCCAGUAUGUUAGGUGAUUGCUUAAAAUAUUUAAGAGCUGGAUCUUCAUUUUACUAUCGUUUCUCUUAUAAGAACACUUUUUGAUUUUAAAACAAUAAUUUAUUGGUGUCAAAGUAUGAAAAUCCACCUUAAUUUUAUCGAACUGAACACAUUUGCUAAUAAACUGAGUUUUUGUAGUCUGUCCAAAUGAUUUCGAUAAAUAUACAAGUUUGGUUCAUUUGGUUAUUUUGAAGUUCGCAACUAUUCGAUCUCGUUUACGUGGUGAAUUUAAUUAGUGACUUUCAGCCUACUAGUAAGUAAUAUGAUUUUAUCGCUCACAUUUGUCUUCGUACUUCAAUGUGACUUUUUAUAGAAUUAGAUGUAAUCACUCCCUUCAUUUUUAUCUCAGUAAGUUGGUUUCCUGAUUCGCGCUCAUAAUUAAUGCUUUUAAAUCAAAUGAUUGUUUUUGCCUUGAAAAGAUUGAUCUUCACAUUUUUUCUGUGUGGAAUUAGAAAAUUUUUCUCUGCUUUGUAGCACUUGAGUGCGACUGUUUUUUCUUCUUAUUUUAGAAGCGUUUGGCACAAGAAGCUAGGUUGGCUAAACGACGAUUUAAAAAUCGUACUAGACAGAUUACAGGAGAUGGAAUGAUGGAUGAAAUUCUAGCAGGUAUCUUGUCAUUUUAUCGUUUUGUCUUAUUUUGUACUGUUUUUUGACCGUACUUAAAGUAUUAUUAUGGUGUGCAUUGUUCAUGUGGAAAAGCAUAAGUAGUAUAUAGUAGGAACUGGGAAUGAAGUGCUUACC
Schistosoma guineensis is the source of this 8591-nucleotide messenger RNA. Lineage: Eukaryota; Metazoa; Platyhelminthes; Trematoda; Strigeidida; Schistosomatidae. The record is from the annotation of a GenBank genome assembly.